Spodoptera frugiperda (fall armyworm) is the source of this 3446-nucleotide messenger RNA. It is a transcript of the gene ath, whose product is annotated as ATP-dependent RNA helicase DHX33-like. The coding region runs from base 298 to 2436 and encodes 712 amino acids. Gene Ontology annotation, cellular component: intracellular anatomical structure; nucleolus. NCBI's taxonomy places the organism in Eukaryota, Metazoa, Arthropoda, Insecta, Lepidoptera, Noctuidae. Gene Ontology annotation, biological process: positive regulation of transcription by RNA polymerase I. The transcript is spliced from 13 exons. The record is from RefSeq and is a predicted model, not a curated record. Gene Ontology annotation, molecular function: ATP binding; RNA binding.
GCUGUGAAGAGCUGUCAAAAACAUCGGAGAUACAGAUAAUGAACGAGAACGAAAGAAAGAAAAAGCAGAAGAAAACAAAAGUUACUGACUAUAACAUUGCACGUGUUUGCUCAGUGAAAUACAUUAUUCGUAUCUCUCGGUGUUAAAAAUGCAUUUAGAUAAUAUAGCUUAUUACUUUAUUUGUAUAAUUUAAAUAAACACGAUGUCGUAAACAAACUACGGAGUUAAUGCGUAUUAAUGCGUGACAUUUCGCGAGUUUUUGUACACGAGUUUUAAUUUCAUGUACAAACUCUAAACAUGGAUUCAAAAUACUCUUCCAUGGGUAUAGAAAAUGGAGUAAAAACAAAUGGACUCAAAAGAAAAAAUGGUGUUGAACACAUAAAAGUGAAGAAGAUAAAGUUAGCAAAUGAAGGAACAGUAGCAAAUAAUAUUAAAGUAGAAACGAAUGGACAUAACAAUAAUAAUGUGAAGGAAAAUAAGAUUGUUAAUGAAACACCACAAGACUUGCAAGAAGCACGGAGACAACUGCCCGUGUAUAUGGUCAGGAACAGGCUGCUUGAAGAGAUAAAGAAACAUGAUACAAUGAUAGUGAUUGGUGAAACGGGCAGUGGUAAAACAACACAGAUCCCGCAGUUGAUACAUGAGCAGCGCCUUGAAGGCGCCGGGGCUAUAGCAGUGACCCAGCCUCGUAGGGUAGCCGCAAUCACUAUAGCUCUUAGAGUUGCAGCAGAAAUGAAUACUGAGAUAGGAUCCAUUGUUGGGUACUCAGUAAGAUUUGAAGAUGUGACUAGUCCAAGAACUAAAGUGAAGUAUAUGACAGAUGGUAUGUUGUUAAGAGAGGCGAUAUUGGAUCCCUUGUUGAAGAAGUACUCUGUAGUGGUUCUGGACGAAGCCCACGAGCGCACAGUCAGCACUGAUGUGUUAUUUGGUAUCGUGAAACUAGCACAAAAAGAGAGAAGUGAAAAGAAAUUAAAUCCUCUAAAGGUAAUAGUCAUGUCUGCAACAAUGGAUGUUGAUUCUUUCAAAAAGUACUUCAACAACUGUCCUGUAAUAUAUUUAGAAGGUAGAACAUACCCAGUCACCAUUUAUCACUCAAAGAUGAAACAAGAGGACUAUCAGUUUGCUGCUGUGUGUACCAUAUUUCAACUUCAUGCCACUGCACCUGCAAACCAUGAUUUUCUCGUCUUUCUAACGGGACAAGAAGAAAUUGAAACAGUCAUGUACAACAUUAAGCAAAUAGCUAAGGAAGCGCCAGGUCCCCCUAUUAGAGUAUGUCCGCUGUACGCGGGGCUCCCGCCGGCCAAGCAGCUGCAGGUGUGGCGGGACGCGCCGCCCGGGACCAGGAAGAUCAUACUGGCUACCAACAUAGCGGAGGCGUCUGUCACCAUACCACGUAUCCAGUGCGUCAUCGAUACUGGAGUUGUAAAAGAAAGAACAUGGUCUGGCGGCACGGGCGCGGAGCGGUUGUCAGUGCGCGCCACGUCGCAGGCGGCGGGCUGGCAGCGCGCCGGCCGCGCCGGACGGACGCAGGCCGGCACCGCAUACAGGCUCUAUACUGCCGCCGAGUUCCGGGCUAGACCUAUGCAUCAGACGCCGGAGAUACUAAGGUGUCCACUAGCAUCGACUAUGUUGCUUCUUAUAGCGGCAGGAGUCGAACCCAGCACGUUUCCUUUGAUUGACACGCCACCGCCGGAUUCUGUUAAAGCUUCACUGAGUUUACUGAAAGAAUUAGGUGCCAUUGACAGUGAGGUGAAUCCUAAACUGACAGUAAUUGGGAAAAAGAUGUCGACUUUCCCAAUUGAACCAAAAUAUUCCAAAGUUCUGCUAUGCGCACCAGAGUACAAUUGUUUGGAUGAGGCUCUCAGUUUAAUAGCAGUGUUAUCAAGUGAAAACGUGUUCCAUACACCCAUGCACAAGAGGGAAGAAGCUAUAAAAGUGAAACAAAAGUUCUUAUCACCACUGGGAGACCACAUUACUCUAUUGAAUGUGUUUAAAGCUUUCUGCAAAGCUCCUUUGAAAAAGCAAUGGUGUAAAGAAAAUUAUUUAAAUCACAAGAACUUGACGUAUGCGAGUGAGGUUCGACAACAGUUGCUCGCGAUCUGCUUGAAAUUAAAUAUGACUGUCACCAGCUGUGGACAGGCGUAUGAACAGGUACUUAAAUGUUUACUGUGCGGUUUGUUCACGAACUGCGCGUGGCAGCGCGGCGGCGCGGGCCUGGCGCGGUCGGCGGGGCGCUACGUGACGGCGGGCGGCGCGGCGGCGGCGCUGCACCCCGCGUCGGCGCUGCAGGCGCUGCGCCCGCCGCCGCCCGCGCUGCUCUACACCGAGCUGCUGGCCACGGGCCGCACCUACAUGCUCACGGUGUCGGCCAUACAGCCGCAGUGGCUGCACCAGGUCGCGCCCGAGUACGCGCGCCGCUGCCGCGCCAACCGGUGACGACGACUUCGCCUGAACAUUACGCUAAUACUUUGUUCUUUAAUUUGUUGCAAUGUGAUUCUUACGUCAAACUCCAUCGCUAUCACUACACCGAGCUGUCUACCGUUUUCAGCAAUAAAGAAUACCACGUGAUAAAGAUUGUAUAUUCUUGAUUGACUUAACCAUCCAAAAUUUUAUAUCGUUGGGACGAGAGGAAAGAGUUUAGUAAAAAACGCAAGUUUGUCAUUGAUUUUUGAAUAAAUUGUUUUUAUGUAAGAGUAACAUUGUCGUUUUUUCAAAUGGUACAACAAUGCAUUUUUAUUGAUAUGUUAUUGUUUAAAAAGUUACAUUUAUUAUUUUAUGUGUGUGAUAUAAAAAUAAGUUUAUAGGUUUAUUAUGAUUUGUUUUAAGAUACAGUUUGUUACUUAAUACUACACUGCUUUAACCUGCCUACUAAACUGUUUACUGCCAUUAAAGUAUUGAUUUAUGUUCUGUGUCUCAUAUGUCUGUGAUUAGUUUGAACAAUAUUUUGACCGCCACUCGUUUAUACAGGACAAAUUUAAAUGUUUUAAUAUUAAACAUAAAUAACGAUACUUAACGGACAAUUUGUUAUGGACCGUGACUUCUAAUUUAUAUGAAGUGCAGAAUGCAGCUACAUUAGUAAAAUUAGGUGAAAAGAAAGAAGGAAGGAAGGAAGAUAACUUUCGACCACACAUGAAUUUGGCACUUUUACGACAGAAGCACGUACCUUUUUUGACGCGGUGGUCAAAAGGCUUGGAAUGCAAAAAUAGUACAAUACUUAGUACACCUGGUUUCUUACCAGGUCUACAUUUCCGAAUGAUUUAUAUAACAUGAAUUUGAUAUAUGUUAUUCAUAAAUGUGUAAACAUUUUAAAUGUAGUUGUAAUGCAUAAUUAUUAGGAUACCGCCUGGUGCUAAAUACGAGGUUUAUAUUUAAGUUUAAAUCUUGAUGUUAAAUGUUAUUAAGUGUAAAUAAUUGUAACAUACCGAAUAAACUUAUUUGAUUUUAAA